Molecule: messenger RNA, 1557 nt
Organism: Brassica oleracea var. oleracea
Lineage: Eukaryota; Viridiplantae; Streptophyta; Magnoliopsida; Brassicales; Brassicaceae
Exons: 9
Coding region: 1-1557 (518 amino acids)
Biological process (GO): DNA replication; DNA repair; DNA recombination
Cellular component (GO): nucleus
Molecular function (GO): DNA binding
Source: RefSeq, a predicted model, not a curated record
AUGAAAUCAAAAGGCGUAGCGGAUGUCUCCUCCAGUCCGAUCAAACUAAUCGGCAAAACCGGUGCCUCUUCCAGCCUCAACAUCGGCGUUAGGGGCAAAGCCUCUGUUUCUUCCAGCGCUAAAGGCAAAGCUAUCGUCUCCGACAACGUAGGGGAUGUGGUUACCUUCAAAGGCGUGACAUUCGGGCCCCAUGAAGGCGAGGUACAGUUUCGGUUGAUCCACUUUUGGGAGGUUUGGAAUGCUCAGACGAAGGUGCUUAUCGACCUCGAAAUGCUUCUCAUCGAUGAAGAGGAAACUGUAAUCCAGAGCUUCAUUCCCCAUGGAAGGAUUGAGACUUAUUUGCGUCACAUGAAAGCUGGUGCUACUUACCGACUCAACAAGUUUUACGGAUCAAAGAGCAAGACUAUUUACCGGGUAGCUGAACCAAGUGUCACUAUUAGCUUCUCAGGGAACUCUGUCAUCUCUGUUCUCGAGGACAGUUCGAUCCGUUUCCCUGAGGAUUGGUUCCGGAUCCAUGGAUACAAAGAAUUUGAAGCUGCAUGCGACUUGAGAGGUGAUCUUUAUGGUAAGUUCUCAACAUCAUUACACCCCAUCACUUCUCUGCUUGAUGAAGCAGAGAUAGCUGCAUCCCGCCGAGUUGAGCUUCAUGUUCAAACACAUGAAGAUCUCGUGUUGAAGUUGUACCUCUGGGACAAGGUUGCCUUUGAGUUCUGUGAAAAGUUUAAAGCAUCUGGAGGCACUGCACGUGUUAUCUUAGUCACCACCUUAAACCCGAAACGGUUUGUAGGCGUCCUAUCUCUAUCUUCUAUGACGCCUUCACGGGUAUUUCUGGAUAGUGAUGUCCAAGAAACCCGGUUAUACCUCAGUUGGCUGAACUCGAAGUUAGAUGUUGCCAACAGAGUUAACGCAAAGGUGGUCACCAAGCCUGAGACAGCGACCUUGGGGAAACUUUUCUCCUAUAUGAAGCAGGCACCCGCUAAGGUUGCUUGGUUUGAGUGCAUAAAAACUAUUGAUGAUGUUGUGCACGGUUCUGGGUGGUAUUAUAUAGGCUGUGGUGUGUGCCAUACUAAGGCAACCAAAGGGCCUACAACGCUUUUGUGUAAGAAAUGUGGGAAGAGUGAAAUUGUUGGUGUGGCACAGUACCUGUCGAAGCUCUCUGUUUAUGACCACAAUGAUCAAGCCGUAUUUGUUGUCCUUGGUGAUGCUGGUGAGGAGUUGACUGGAAAGAAAGCUGCUGAAUUGGUUGAGAGCUAUUACCAGGCCAAUGAUAGUGUAGGAGAGGAUCAUAUAGUUCCAGUGCCUCAAGCUAUGAUUGAUACCAUUGGACAGACACGGAAGUUCAUUGUGAAGGUUUUAAAUCACAAUCUGACUGCCAAGAGCCAGACUUUAACUGUGACAAAGGUGCUCCCUCUUGAAGCCCCAGAACCCGAAGGCAACUUAGGAGAGAAUGUUGAUGAGGAACCUGAUAAUGAAAGGGAGGAUCAUGCAGAUGAGUCGGUGAAAAGGGGUGAUGAUGGGAUUGAGUCAGAAGGUGCUAAGCGUGCCAAAAGUGGCUAA